This is a messenger RNA of Echinops telfairi (small Madagascar hedgehog), 1838 nucleotides long. RefSeq names its product keratocan (gene KERA). The record is from RefSeq and is a predicted model, not a curated record. Bases 103 to 1161 code for a protein of 352 amino acids. The transcript has 4 exons. NCBI's taxonomy places the organism in Eukaryota, Metazoa, Chordata, Mammalia, Afrosoricida, Tenrecidae. Gene Ontology annotation, molecular function: protein binding.
GUCAAAGGAGAAACAAUACAUCCAAAGGUGUUUCUGCUAACGGCAUACUUCAGACCCAGACACAGGACUCAACGGUAUAUUUCUGGAGAGCAAGGCACGAUCAUGGCAGCCGCUAUGUAUUUCAGCAUCUGGGCAUUGCUCAUAGCUGAACUAGUAUGUGCUCGGAGUGUGAGGCAGGUUCAUGACAUGAAUGAGCCUGAAGAUUGGGCUGUGGAUGAUUUCAUGUGUCCCAGGGAAUGUUUCUGUCCUCCCAGUUUCCCUACUGCUCUCUACUGUGAAAAUCGAGGUCUUAAAGAAAUCCCUGACAUCCCAUCACGGAUCUGGUAUCUUUAUAUUGAAAACAAUCUGAUAGAAACGAUUCCUGAGAAACCGUUUGAGAAUGCCACCGAGCUUAGAUGGAUAAACCUAAACAAGAACAAAAUAACCAAUUAUGGAAUUGCAAAAGGAGCUCUGAGCCAAUUGAAAAAGCUUCUUUUCUUAUUUCUGGAAGAUAAUGAACUAGAGGAGGUGCCUUCUCCAUUGCCAAGAAGUUUAGAACAAUUACAGCUCGCUAGAAACAAGGUAUCCAGAAUUCCUCAAGGGACCUUCAGCAAUCUAGAGAACCUGACCCUUCUAGACCUGCAGCACAACAAACUCUUAGAUAAUGCAUUUCAAAGAGAUACCUUUAAGGGACUCAAGAACCUUAUGCAGCUAAAUAUGGCCAAGAAUGCCCUGAGGCAGAUGCCACCAAGAUUACCAGCCAACACAAUGCAACUGUUUUUAGACAACAAUUCCAUUGAAGCAAUACCAGACAAUUAUUUUAAUGUGAUUCCUAAAGUAGCCUUCCUGAGGCUAAACCACAAUAAAUUAUCUGAUGUAGGUCUCCCUUCAAGUGGUUUUGAUGUCUCAUCCAUUCUAGAUCUUCAACUGUCUUACAACAGACUCACAAAGUUUCCCCGCAUCAGUGCUCACCUCCAGCACCUGCACCUCGAUCAUAACAAAAUCAAAAGUGUGAAUGUCUCUGUAAUUUGUCCGCCCCCUCCUUCCGUGCCUGGAGAACGAGAUUUGUUCAGUUACGGACCUCGUCUUAACUACCUCCGUCUGGAUGGGAAUGAAAUCGAACCCCCAACCCCCAUGGAUUUAAUGAACUGCUUCAGUCUCCUUCAGGCUCUCAUUGUUUAAGCACAUCUGCGAUCUAUGAUUGGUUCAAUGAGUUACGAGUCCUGACGUGAAAUUCGUUAUGAUUCGUGUGCUCAGAAAAAAAAUCACAUUUUCAACUGCUCUUUACCACUCUCCUCAGUUGUGCAGCUUCUUUGAUUCUAGCCUCUUCCCAAUGGCAACAUGCUUGCGCCAAUGACACCGAGCAUAGUCUCUUGUGAUUGGCUGUAUUUUAAUUCAUAGUAUGGACACAGAGUUAUUGUCAACUCAAAGUGGUAUGCUUUACUUUUUUCUCAAUUUAUUAACAAGAAAUUUAACUGCAGUUACACAAUAAAAAGGAUAUAUGCGUUUCUUCAACAGUACUUAUGUAGAUACUCUAUUCACAGUAUAAAUUCAGUAAUGAAGCAGGAGGUAGAAAGGAAUGAGGAAAAAUGUUUAACAAAAUAUUGUUUUAUCAUUAUCAUAAUGAAAUAAAUGCAACUUUCUAAGUAGCUUUUGCUCAAGAAUAGAUAUUUAGCUCAAAACUGAGUAAUACAAUAAUGAAAUAAAUCAAAGAUUUCAUAACAAUAGGAUCGUGUUACAGGAAAUAGGUAGGCCACAAGCACUUAUAUUCUCUUAUCAUUUCUUAUAUAUGUUACAAGGUAUGCUAAAAAUAAAACAAGUGCUAACAUGUUACAUUACUGUAUCAUAUUUCAGAUAUA